CUCCAAAUAAUGGAUCAAUGAGAGGUGAUUUAAGAGUAUUUAGCUAUGACUCUGUCAUGGCUGCUAGCCUGCUACAGACAAUUUCUCUGCAGAAAACAAGCUCGGAGAAGGGGGCUUUGGACCUGUUUAUAAGGGAUCAAUGCCGACAGGUCAAGAAAUAGCUGUAAAGACGCUGUCAAGAGGUUCGGUACAAGCUUGUUCAGCUUUUUGGAUAUUGCAUUUAUGGUGAAGAGAGGAUGCUGAUAUACGAGUAUAUGCCAAACAAAAGUCUGGACUACAUUUCAUUUGAUUCUAGCAGAUGCAUGCUACAAGAUUGGAAGAAGCGUUUCAAUAUAAUCGAAGGAAUCGCUCAAGGAUUGCUUUACUUGCACAAACACUCAAGAUCAAAAGUAAUUCAUAGAGAUCUUAAAGCUAGUAACAUACUACUUGAUGAAAAUAUGUACCCCAAAAUUUCUGAUUUUGGUACGGCAAGGAUGUUCACACGGCAUGAAGUUCAAGCAAUUACUAGACGAGUUGUUGGGACAUUUAUGCUAUGCAGGGAAUUUUUUUUUCUGAAAAAAUUGAAUAUUUUUAGUUUUGGAGUGUUGAUGCUUGAAAUCAUAAGUGGUAGGAAAAACAACAGCUUCCACACUGCUCAUCGUGCGCCCAAUUUAGUAGGAUAUGCAUGGGAGUUAUGGCAAGAAGAUGCAGGACUAGAAUUGAUGGACGCAACUCUAACUGAUUCGUGUGUUGAAAAUCAAUUUUUAAGAUGCAUCCAUGUUGGUCUGCCAUGCGUCGAAGAAGAUGCAGAACUUCGGCCAACCAUGUCAGAUGCUAUAUCUAUGCUGACAAAUGAAAGCUUUUGCCUUUACCUAUACCAACAAGACCAGCAUCUUUUCCAGUAAGGAUUUCGGCUGGAGUAAAUAUAAGAGGAAACGACUCUGAAAGAUAUCAGAAAAUGGUUUGUCCGACUCCCUUAUUGUAGGACGGUGAAGGCGCUCAAUGUGCUGUGGAAGAAGGUGGCUAGCCAGCUAAUCCCUCCUGGUUGAGUUUUUACUCAAUCAGCUAAGGGGAUACAACAAUAUAUCUCCUCUGUAUUAUACAACAAUAUAUCUCCUCUGUAUUAUACUUGUAACAUUAUGUAAUAGGUAAUUAUGUGUAUUACAAGGGGUUACUGUAAUAUAUGUCUAAUCUGGAGCAUUUAAAUGAAAAAAGUUCAACCACUUUA
Molecule: messenger RNA, 1207 nt
Organism: Rosa chinensis
Lineage: Eukaryota; Viridiplantae; Streptophyta; Magnoliopsida; Rosales; Rosaceae
Product: G-type lectin S-receptor-like serine/threonine-protein kinase CES101
Exons: 5
Coding region: 237-884 (215 amino acids)
Biological process (GO): protein phosphorylation
Molecular function (GO): ATP binding; protein kinase activity
Source: RefSeq, a predicted model, not a curated record